AUGGUCAACCUCCUCUCCCCGCACUACAAGCUCGAAGAGGUCACCGAGGAUGACAUGAUUAUUGCAUCGCUGGCCUGGGGCUUCACACUCGGGUUCAGCUGGCUUACAGUAUGGACGGCGAUCAAGCAGACGACUUCCAUGUACAGGCGCCAGGGCGGUCGUAUCUAUCGAAAUGCCUAUAUAUGGAUGAUCUGGCUAGAGAUUAUCGUCCAAUUCUUGCUUCAAAUUAUUAUAAAUCGUUGCGCCAUUUUACUCACCAACCACAAACGCUCUUGGUGGCUCAAGGUUGGCGUGGCCGUGCUCAUCACCGCCGUCAACAUCUCUGUCUACACCAUCUGGAUCCCCGCUCGACUGCAAAUAUCAGAACGCUAUAUUGAGAUCAACGAAUGGUGGGACCGCUGCGAAAAGGUCAUCUAUCUCAUUGUCGAUGGGGCGCUCAACAUCUACUUCGUCCGCAUUGUCCAGAAGAAUCUGGUUACUCAUGGCCUCACCAAGUACAAACGGCUGACGCAGUUCAACAUGUUCAUCAUUGGGUUCUCGUUAAGUAUGGACGUACUUAUCAUUGCCAUGAUGAGCCUCAACAACACAUUUGUAUACAUGCAGUUUCACCCUCUAGCUUACAUGGUCAAACUGAAGAUUGAGAUGUCGAUGGCCGAGCUCAUCGGAAAAGUUGCACGGAAACGCGACCUUGGCAUUUUAUCCGUGCCAGACUUCAACAGCAACCGAGAUUCUUACCAGCCUUCGGAAUAUAGCUUGCAAUUACCUAGCUACGCGAGGGGGCGGCCAGUCGGAGGCAUCGAUAUCACCCUCAACGGUACAAACACAAACUCGAUCCAACACAACGUGACGAAUACAAGAAUCCCAGCCCUGAGAGGUGUCAACGUGGCGGCCGUCAGCUCGGGCCCCAGCAGUCGAAGGCCUUCGGUCACUGCGGCUACAACCACCGAGGACGGACAGCCCAAGAUGGCGAUAUACAGGACAAGAGAAGUAGUCGUCGAAAUAGAGACGGUCAACAAUAAGGGUCACCAAGCGACGACGAGCCAGGUCAACCAGCCCGGCCAGAUCAGCCAGAUCACGUUGGACGACGUAGAUGAGGGAAGGAACUACGACGACGAAUCUUCCACAAAGGGCUUCAACAACGUCCAAAAGUCGUUGGCGCUACCAGAAUAUCAAGCUCCGUGGGCCGACCAGCAAUUCAGCACAAAGAUCUGGGACGGCACGAACUGCGACGAGGAUCCCAAAUUGCCGGCAUCGGUAGCGAAGAUCGGCGUGGACCGGCAAGGAGACACGUGA
This is a messenger RNA of Colletotrichum spaethianum, 1293 nucleotides long. RefSeq lists its product as uncharacterized. NCBI's taxonomy places the organism in Eukaryota, Fungi, Ascomycota, Sordariomycetes, Glomerellales, Glomerellaceae. The record is from RefSeq and is a predicted model, not a curated record. Bases 1 to 1293 code for a protein of 430 amino acids. The transcript is spliced from 3 exons.